AUGUCCCCAGCAUACAAGCAAUUCCUCUGUGCAGUGCUCGUUGGUUUUGCUCUUGCGGUUUCAGUCGAUUCCCAGAAUCAAACAGGCUUCAUUAGCAUAGAUUGCGGUCUACCGUAUAAUUAUAGCUACACUGAAAGGACAACCGGCAUUAACUAUAUUUCAGACUCGACCUUCAUAGACACCGGCGAAAGUGAGUACUUAUUGGCCGGGUCGAACUAUUAUCAGCCAUACUGGUACCUUAGGAGCUUCCCUCAAGGAGUGAGGAACUGCUACAAAAUAAACAUUACAAGUGGCACCAAAUAUUUGAUCCGAGUGGGUUUUCAAUAUGGGAAUUACGACGGGAAAAAUGAAGCACCCGAAUUCGAACUACAUCUCGGACCUAAUUUGUGGGAAACAAUGAAUUUCUCAAUGGAAGGUUUGGAUACAACCAGAGAGCUUAUACAUAACCCUCCGCAAGACUAUAUACAUAUUUGUCUGGUGAACACAAACAAAGGGGUUCCAUUUAUAUCGUUAAUAGAACUAAGGCCUUUACUUAGUACAUCUUAUGCAGAAACAAAUGUGUCCUUGGCACUUGUCUCCCGCAAAGACACUGGUUUAUUAGUUAAUGAUACAUCAAUAUACAACUUCAGGUAUCCAACCGAUAUUCAUGAUCGCGUGUGGAAUACCGAAUAUGUUGAUGAUGAGAAGCAGUUGCAAUUAAGUACCCCAGCCAUGGUGAACAAAUCUUAUUUUCAUGCUGAUUUCCAAAUACCAUCUGCUAUCAUGAGCACUGCUGUCGCCCCAAAAAAUGCAAGCGAUCCUUUGAAUGUUUUCUUGGAUGUUGUUGAUAACAAUCCAGAAUAUCAUGUUUACUUGCAUUUUGCAGAAAUUCAAAAGCUCCCAUCCCACCAGCAGCCCAGAAAUUUAUAUGUUAUUUUGAACGGACGGCCUCAAGAGCCAUCAUUUGUUCUACCUUACUUGUCCACAUAUACACUUUACACCACCUUGCCCAUUGGAGACGCAGUAUUUUCUUCUAUGUCAAUCCUCAAGACUGACAACUCUACCCUUCCACCCAUCCUCAAUGCCUAUGAGACUUACGAGGCUAAAAAGUUCUUACAAUUGGAAACAAACCAAGGAGAUAUUGAUGCAAUCGAAAACAUCAAGUUACGUUACAAAAUCAGUAAGAACUGGCAAGGAGAUCCAUGCAGCCCUCAAGCUUACAAGUGGGAAGGACUAAAUUGUAGCUAUCGUGAAUCCAGGCCCCCAAGAAUCACAUCUUUGGACUUGUCCUCCAGUGGAUUAAGAGGCCAGAUAUCUCCUUUUAUAGCCAAUCUCUCAAUGAUACAAGCUUUGGAUUUAUCAAACAACAACUUGACAGGACCACCUCCAGACUUUUUGUCUCACAUGCCAAAUUUAACUGUCCUAAACUUGGGGCAAAACAAGCUCAGAGGCCAAGUUCCAGCAGGGCUCAUUGAUAGAAAUAAAACUGAUGGGCUAUCAUUGAGUCUGUGUGAAAAUCCAAAUCUACCCAAAUUCGGACAUGUUUCUUGCAAAUUAAGGAAGAAGCACAAUGUUGUUAUCCCCGUGGUAGUAUCCAGUGUUGGAACUAUCAUCCUCUUAUUAACUGUAGCAGCUAUUUGGUGGAGAUGUAAAAGUGAAGAAAUAGAUGAGCCAAUAGAGCCACGGGGUAGAAAAUUUACAAAAUCAGAGAUCGACAAGAUAACCAGCAAUUCUACACUAAUUGGACGAGGCGGAUUUGGAGAAGUCUACCAUGGCACUCUGGAAAAUGAUACUCAAGUUGCUGUGAAAAUACUUGAUUUAUCAUCAAGUCAAGGCUCUGAAGAAUUUCAAAAUGAGGUGAAGUUAUUGAUGAGAGUUCAUCAUAGAAACUUGGUUUCUCUAAUUGGCUACUGUGACGAAGGUGACACUAUGGCGCUUAUUUACGAAUACAUCGCAAAUGGAAAUUUGCAACAGCAUAUAUCAGCUGCAGAUAUACCUUACAAGGGCUUGACUUGGAAGCAGAGACUUCAGGUUGCAGUAGAUGCAGCACGAGGAUUGGAAUAUCUGCAUGAUGGUUGCAAACCGCCGAUACUGCACAGAGAUUUGAAGCCUUCCAACAUCUUGUUAACUGAGACGUUGCAAGCCAAGAUAGCAGACUUCGGAAUUUCUAAAGCUCUUGCAACUGAUACUGCCACUCAUGCAUUAACAGACCUCAGAGGAACAUAUGGGUACCUGGAUCCUGAAUAUUGCACAACUGGACAGCUCACUAGAAAGAGUGAUUCAUACAGCUUUGGGAUUGUGUUGCUAGAGCUUAUAACUGGCAGACCAGCAAUAAUAACAGAAUUAGAAACUACACAUGUUAAUGUAUCUGAUUGGGUGAGAGCUAAAUUUGAGAGAAUGGAAAUUGAAAGCAUAGUGGAUUCGAGAGUACAAGGGACAUACAAGUAUUCUUCUGCACAGAAAGCUAUAGAAACUGCCUUGGCUUGUGUGUCUAAAACAUCAACAGAAAGGCCAGAAAUAAGUCAUGUGUAUGACAGAUUGAAGGAAUGCUUUGAGAUUGAGAAGGUUUCUGAGGAAUUAGAGAUUGGGAGUGGCGAUGAGGGACGAUUAAUCACUCAAAUCAGAGAUUGCUUGGAAAUGAACUCCCAGGUUCAGUCUAAAAGACUUACCGUUUAGGACUAGACCUUUGAGGGUUGGUGUUCUUCUUAGGCUUCUGGUUUGGUUGCAGUUUGUCCCUCUGGGGCAGUUUUUUUCUUCUUUUUUUUGGGCUUGCUGGGACUAGUCCUUAUGUUAAGUUGUUUGUUGCUCUUGGAGAUGGCCAGUCCUAGAACUUAAAAGAUGUGUAAAAAUAAAAGUUGACGAUAUAAAGUUGGACAUAAUUGUUACAUUCAACCUUCCAAUCUGAGAAACCAUAAUUGUUAUGGCAAUCAAGGCAAGUGGUCUUUCCCUUUACAACUCGGCAUGUGUAAAGCUCAAUGUUUGCAAGAGCCAAAUUGCAGAUGAUAAAAUAUACGAUAUGAUCAUGAUUCAUGUGAGAGAGAGAGAGAGAGAGAGAGAGAGAGAGAGAGAGAGAGAGAGAGAGAGUUUCAAUUCCCAUUAGGCUUUACUUCUCACAGUGAUACGAUAUUACAGAGAAACUUUAUUCUAGUUGCUUUCUUAUUCAACGCAUUCAAUCAUCUAAACAGGACAGAACUUUGGACCUUUGGUGGUGGUGGUGGGGUUGGGGAGCUCUGCCUUUAAACCAUCUUGACAUAUUUAGUGGCUUUGCGCCAUGACCACGACUCAGACGGCGACUUGGGCAGAGGUGGAAGCAACACAGCCUUCCGGCAAAGACCGAAGGGCCAGCCCUCACAAUGACGGAAUUGCUGAAUUAUAGACUGCCUCGGAAAAUCUAUAAAAUCAAUCCCAUUAAGGCUUGAACAGCGGGACAAACUUGUCUUGACAGAAAGAAACACAUCUCUACUUGUGGCAGCAGUUGAGCAGCAAGAGAAGCAACUUUUAACAGAUAAAAAUUCUUCUUUCUCAUCAUCUUCUUCACCAUGAUCCCUUUUGUUUUGCACUCCUUUCUGGCUUAUGAAUAAAUCUCCUGAUUUUGAAGAGUAGACAAAUGAAAAGCUAUCUGUCAAACUGCUAGGCUUGCGCCUCAGCUUUUCCAUUGCAGCACUUCGAAUUGCUGAUACAAUUACCUGAGAAAAAACACCAAAAAACUAUAAAAGCAACCUACGAAACUCUCAUGGAUUUAACAAGGGAAUGAAAAGAUCAUAUCUAAACAUUCAUGCAGGUGCUUAGUGAAUACUUCCUGUUCCUCAUCAAAGUCACUUGUUAUGUACUGAUCCUCUGCUUCUGGGCUCGAAGUUGGAAGCUGUCUGCCAAUAUGGCAAUUGGAAAACGCAUCUGUGAGACAAGCAGCGAGAAAUUUGCAUCUUUUGGAAGGAUUUGGUGGCUCUUCUUCUUGAUAAAAGAUGCUCAUGUUGGAGUUAAAAGUUUCUGUUGAGCGAGGGUUUGCAAACCACAGGGACUAAAAGAUAUCUACAAAACUAGCGUUGGUGUUUGUUAUUCUUACACGACUUGAUGUCCAAAUUGACCUGCAUAUGUGAUAGUGGCCUCCCAGCUUAUUAGAAAUGGAGAAUAUUGCUUUAUAUCCUUUGGGGUAAAGAUAAAGCUAAAAGGAAAGCAUUAGACGUUUUAACAAAACUCCAAACCCCUCUUUGAGGUUACAACGCUUACUUGUUCCAUUGAAGACCCUUCAUCCGUUUCUUUCGUUUUUCCUACAUUAAGUGUCUCUUCUGUAGUUUUCAAAUUUAUACUUAAAGUUGAAGCCUUGGUGAACUAGGACAGGUUACCAAACUGAAAUGGCUAUAUGUCAAAUUUGCCAAAAGGGAGAAAGCCUGCCCCUGAUUUCAAUGGAAGAUAUAGAAACAAGUUAACACACCCAAAUUUCAUUUUUAUUGAAAGCAAUCAAAAUAGUUAAAUUUAAAAGUGCGGUUGCCCAACCAAAAAAGUAAAACAAUAAGACAUGAGUUCUUUAAAAACCCUUUGGCUGCAUUUGGUUCAUGAGAAAUGAUGCUUGGAGAUGGGAAAUCAAUUGCCCAUGUCUGGUAAGCCCGGCAUAGAAAAUGGUUACCGGGCACAUUGGAAAAUAGGGAAGAAAAUGUAACCCUCCUCCCCUUUGGGUUUCAUUUUCCCUUCCCAUGGGAAACUUUGAUGUAAUCAAACCAAGGUUAAAACAAAAACGAAGGAAAUUAUGUACACAAUAGGCUAAUACUAGGAAUUAACCUUAUCUUCAGCUGUAAAGUUUAAACCUAUCACCUACCAACCAACCUCGUGAAAUCUGCUUCAAAACAAUAAUGUCAACAUGUCCUCAUGUUUCCUAAUUAAUUGUUCCAUUCAAUAGCUCCCAAUUCUUGUUGCCGAAAUCCACAUUGCAUGAUGAAAGCAUAGAAACAGAAACCUCAACUUUUUCUUCACCAAAAAGCAUGUUGUCAUAAGAAGUUCAAGUCAAAGUGCCAUAAACACAAAGAACCAAAAACUGUGUUGUCGUAAUAACUUCAGCUUGUGGACUUUUGGAGCUGCUGUGAUGUGAGAGAGAUGAGAGAAUGAAGCUUAGACACAGCAGAAGUCUGAUCAGGAGGGCAUUUGGAGAGAGAAACGUUCAGAGAUUGAA
Prunus avium (sweet cherry) is the source of this 5143-nucleotide messenger RNA. Its product is annotated as putative leucine-rich repeat receptor-like serine/threonine-protein kinase At2g19230. The record is from RefSeq and is a predicted model, not a curated record. Gene Ontology annotation, molecular function: protein kinase activity; protein binding; ATP binding. NCBI's taxonomy places the organism in Eukaryota, Viridiplantae, Streptophyta, Magnoliopsida, Rosales, Rosaceae. Gene Ontology annotation, biological process: protein phosphorylation.